GAACGGGAGACAAGGCAAUGGCUCAGACUGAACGGGUUGUUGUAUCAAGAAAUGAUCUGUGACAAUUGCGGCAGUGAUAUGACUGAAAUUCCUUAUCAACCGGGCGUUGAUGGCGUAAUUCGGCGCUGUCCUCUUCAUGGCUGUCAAAAAAGAACCACCAUACGGAAAGAUUCCUUCUUUGAAAAGAGUCACGUUCAAUUAAGCUUGUUGGUUCGUUUAAUUUACUAUUGGGCUUGGAGCACACCGGUAAAAACAGCAUGUCGCGAGUUGCAGCUGAGCACAAAGACUGUAAUUGAUUGGUACAACUUUUGCCGUGACAUUUGUAUCUACAAAUGCGUAGAUCAAGUUGUACCUAUAGGUGGCCCAGGAACAAUUGUUGAAAUUGACGAGUCAAGAAUUGUUAAG
This is a messenger RNA of Helobdella robusta, 405 nucleotides long. RefSeq lists its product as hypothetical. Lineage: Eukaryota; Metazoa; Annelida; Clitellata; Rhynchobdellida; Glossiphoniidae. The transcript has a single exon. The annotation marks the transcript as partial. The record is from RefSeq and is a predicted model, not a curated record.